AUGGAGAAUUCCCUUGGGCUAACUGAGCAUCAUAAGUAUCAAAUUCUCGAGCUCCUCCGUUACUCGAGAUACAAGCGGAAAGAGAAGGUUAUCGGAAUCGAGCUCGCUUUUCAAGAUUUUGUGGAUACACGAGUGAUGGAAGAAGACACUUUCACCCAGGACGAGGUGCGAGACCUGGUCAACGAACUGCAGCGAAGCAUCGUCGACGAAGUAGAAUCAGAGUUAAUCAACUCAUGCGAUGUCUCCGCACUCCUGCUGCGCCAGGUCAUGCAGCAAGCCGACAAAUGGAAACUCAAACUCUCCUGCGAUGUAAAACAGGUCGAAAACCUGGAGCUACUGAGUCUCAUCCGCGAGUUCGAGCAAAACGAGAGUGGAACAAAAACCUCUCCAUCGAAAAUGAGCCUCGAGAAUCAAAAUCUCAAAGAGAAAAACGCAAAUUUAGAAGAGCGUCUCUCUUCCACUAUUUCCGAGAAGACGAAAGCGCAGAGCUCGCUGAAUUCGGUGAAAAACGCAGAUAGCGGUGACUUGGAGAAAAUGAAAAACGAGCUGUUGGUCGUAAAGAAUGAUUUACUCGCCAAAGAAAAAGAACUCGACGCGAAAUUUAGAGAAACAUCAGUCUACAAAAACAUGAAAGUCUUGCUGGACAAGAAGAACGUCCAGAUCAAGGAGCUCCGCGCGAAAGUGCCCGACAACGAAGACGAUUACCUCAAAGAGUGA
Oikopleura dioica is the source of this 717-nucleotide messenger RNA. The record is from the annotation of a GenBank genome assembly. Lineage: Eukaryota; Metazoa; Chordata; Appendicularia; Copelata; Oikopleuridae.